CCAUCGGUUCUCAUUCGUUCAUUUAGUGUCGUCCAACGCGGAGCUGUAAUAUAGUUAUUGUUAGGUAUGUACUUCUCAUACAUUUUCUGCUAUGCUCUGCUCGUUGCAUUGGCCUCCUCGUCGACGUUCACUCCACCCGACAUAUUGUGGUUGGACGAAGGAGAAGUCUGCAAGAAGAGUUUAAUUUCGGGGAAAACUCACGUGUGCAAAGUGUUGGACGACUGCAAGACGGCCAUUCAGGACAUUAGGGACAACGUUAAGUAUCCGACUAUUUGCAGUUUCAAAGGCAAAAUGCCAGUGGUGUGCUGUGCGCCAGAGACUGUGACCAGAGAAGAAAGACUAGCCAUAGACGAAGUCAUUCCGGAAGUUUUACCCGGAAUAACACUGCAUUUUGAAAGCUACAAAGAUGGAUUGGUCGAAGAUAAUCUCAUCACCUACUCUCGACCCCGUCGUCAAAUUGUGUCACGAAUCCGAUAAAACACACGAAUAAUAUCACGUGAACAACGCAAUGCACAUUUUUAUGAAUCGAAAUGGCCACUGAAUUCGAUUCACAUUCCAUACCGAAUCACAGACGACAUUGUGCCGACAGGUUGCUGCUCCAGCCCACAUAUUGUUAUUAUUAUUAUUAUUAUUAUUAUUGUCCUACUCACGAAUUGGCGAGGAAGAAAAUUCACAAGACAUGUGGUACGAUCGUACGACUCAUAAUAUUAUAACAUUUUAUUAUAUUAUUAUAAUAUUAUCGUUACGACAUGCUGACUCUCCUUCGCAUCACACCACUCGUCGGUCUACGGAUUUUAUCACUUUAAAAAAAUACAAAAUGAGUAUACGACUGUGUUCAGUUAUAUUAUAAUAUGCGGAUAUCGUCGGCUUCGUUUAAUUGCACUGCAUUAGUCACCGGCAAUGUUUUGGAAACGGUUGCAUUUUCGCAUCGAUUAAAUAUAAUAUUUAAGUGGUCUGUCCGAAUUUUUAUCACCGAAUCCGCCGGUGGUCGCAUAUAAUUAUUAAAACACCACGAUGGCAUGAUACCUCAAUACGAAAUAACAUAUAACGUGUAUAGCACAUAAAGCAAUGUUUUGAUUUUAUGCAGUCAAGCCGAGGAAAAUAUCUCAACCGCAGCGACCGCUUUAUGGUGCACCGAAGAUAAUAUAAUUUUGCGAUACAAAUUUUGCGCGGGAAACAGGUCAUACAUCACAUAAUAUUAUAUCCACAGUGGUAUCAUUGUUAUUUUUUUUUUUUUAAAUUAUGAUAAUAAUGUACAAGACUUGUCUGAGUAUGAUGGGACCGCAAUCUAUUGUAACACAUGUAUUUAGGUAUUAUCGUUUCGAACGCGGCUCCACUUUCGACGAUUCGUCGUGAUUUACUUAUGUACAAUUUUGUUUUACGUUUAUAUAUGGGUAUAAAAAAAAUAUGUAACUGAUAUCGUAAUAAUACUUUAGGUGUUCUGCAGUAUUGUUUAUUUGAUAUUGCCGAGUUCAGUGAUUGGCCGAUAUAGAACACAUUAUUAUUAUUAUUAUUAUUAUUGUGAUAAUUAUAAUUUAUAUUGUGCUAUAAUAUGUAUACCUACGA
Metopolophium dirhodum (rose-grain aphid) is the source of this 1566-nucleotide messenger RNA. RefSeq lists its product as uncharacterized. The transcript is spliced from 3 exons. Bases 67 to 477 code for a protein of 136 amino acids. Lineage: Eukaryota; Metazoa; Arthropoda; Insecta; Hemiptera; Aphididae. The record is from RefSeq and is a predicted model, not a curated record.